UCGCCAGAGUUCUGUAAGAUGUAAACAACGUAGUGUUUGGUAAACAAUAACGUCGCCCGCGGAUUUGUAAACCAGCUAGCUUGAUCAUGUUUUAAAAUUUUAUUUUAUAUUUGAAGAUUAGUAGCUAGCUAUGGCUCAGAAGGUGGGAGGUCAUGAAUAAGUUGAUAUGGUUAGUUAGUAAGCACGUUGUCUGGGUGAACGAUAUUUUGUCAUGAAAUCUGACAGCUCUAGCUAACGUCGUUAUCUAGCUAAUGUAACGUUAGGCGCUAGUCGUUUUCUAGCAAGUUCUUACUAGCUACAGCUCUCAUGUAGCUACUGUGCAAGCAAGUUAAUAUCACUGACGUCACUAGAAGAUGGAACAAGUCUUUGUAAGCCGCACACAACUAGAUAGGUAACUUGCUGGUAGCUGUUAAAGGGGCAAUCUGCGAUUCAAACAACAACAAAGCGGAGUCCCCGCCAUCCAGAGAUGUUUAAUAGUCACAUGUACAGGGUUGCAGGUGUGAUUGCAGGGUACAGUGGAAAUCUUAGGCUCUGAGCUCCAACAUGCAGGACUAAGUGAAAAAAACAACAAUAAAAUUGAAAUUAAAAAACAAAAAUAUUAAUAGAAAUAUAUAGCUGACUAGUGGUGAAAUAGCAGGUAGCUGACUAGUAGUGGCUAUUCAGCAGCCUGAGGGUAGAAACUAUUGGCCAGUCAUCCAGUUCUUGCCAUGAUGCUCCUGUACUGCCCGAGUCUGAGUGAUUGAAGCGAGGAGAACAUGGCGUGGCUACGGGGUCCCUGAUGAUCUUCUUGGCCUUCCUGCAACACCUGGCGUUGAUUUGGUACGCAGCUGGAGGAUGGUAGCCUGGUUACCAGAGAGCCCUAUUUCUGCUCAAAAUCUGUCCACUUAAGCAUAUCCUUAAUUAUUAAGCAGAUUUACCUGUGAACCCCCCCACUGUGUGCUCACUCCAUGGCUGGCCUGGGCCACAGCCGAGGUCGCGGAAAGGGGUACAUGAGCUUCAGUAUCGAGGCAGUCGGGAUUGGGAAAGGGGAGAACCUGCCCCCUUCAAUUCUCCAGCCUACACCUCUGUUCCCUCCCGUGGAACACAAGCCUGUCCCUUUGGUGAUGGGAGAGGAAGCAGAGUACAUGUUGGCACUGAAGCAGGAGUUCAGGGGAAACAUGAAGAACCUACCAUUUUAUGUCCGUCCAGCCGUCUCCAAGAAAGAUGUGGAGCGGUAUUCUGAUAAAUAUCAGAACAGUGAGCCGUCAGACAACACCAUUGAGUGGAAUCCAGACUGGAAAAGGCUACCAAAAGAGCUUCGAAUUUGUGUCAAGAAGGCCCUAAAAGAGAACACCUCUCUUAGUGUGGAGACAACUGUGGACCCCAAACCCAGAAAAAAGACCCGGGUGGACAAAGAGGAGAUCAUCCAUAAUCUAGAGGUGGGAAUAACAUUAGAGGAGGAAGUGACCUCAGAUGAAGAGGAAGGGGAGAAGAAGAAGCAGGAGGAAGAGCAGCAAGAUGGGGAGGAGGAAUAUGAUGAAGAAGAGUUUGAAGAGGAGACCGACUAUAUCAUGUCGUACUUUGACAAUGGAGAGGAGUUCGGAGGGGACAGUGAUGACAACAUGGAUGAGGCCGUUUACUGAUACUUUGAAAAACAACAACGACAGAGAAUUGAGCAUGCCCAGGACCCAAGAGUCCUGGGAAAAUAUAUGUGACACUCCAGAACUGAGAGACACUCCAAAGCUGAGAGAAUGUGCUGUUGUUCUUAGGUCCAUCUUGUAUACAUGGCCUGAAAUUAUCUUAACUCGACACAUGAAUCUUCAAAAUAACCCAGGAUUCAGUCAGUUCCUGGCUUAAAAAAUAAUUUCCGCAGAAGAAGCAGAUUGCACAGUUCAAACCUGCAAUAGUUUUAAAUGGCUCUUAAGUGUGGUGGUGUUAUGGAGAGAGAAGUACGUCAUUCUUCAUAAGCAGACAUCUUUUCUCCGUUUCACCAAUUAUUGUAUAAUUUCUUAGGUUUUUAUCCAAUUAUAGAAAUGUUAAAGAACUUUGAAGAUAUAAAAUGAAGGUGUUUAACACCUAUUUUAAUGUUAUGUUGUUUAAUGUAGUUUAUAUGUAGUUUUAAAAAGUUGUGCUUUGUAAAACUUUUAUAUCCAUGUAAUAUCCCAAUGUUGUUUGUUAUGAAAGAGGAUUUUACUUAACUUGAAAUUCUGAAAGAAUAAAUGGCAGCUAAUUUGUAAA
Messenger RNA from Oncorhynchus tshawytscha (Chinook salmon), 2217 nucleotides. RefSeq names its product DNA-directed RNA polymerase III subunit RPC7-like. Bases 948 to 1622 code for a protein of 224 amino acids. Gene Ontology annotation, biological process: transcription by RNA polymerase III. The record is from RefSeq and is a predicted model, not a curated record. The transcript is spliced from 8 exons. Gene Ontology annotation, cellular component: RNA polymerase III complex. Lineage: Eukaryota; Metazoa; Chordata; Actinopteri; Salmoniformes; Salmonidae.